AUGUCGGACUACGAAGAAGCCUUCAAUAAUGGACCUGAACACUAUGAAGAGUUUGAACAAGAACACUUUUCGGACAACGAAUUCGAACAAGAUGCUGUAUUUCAGGAUGGUGAGACUAAGGAUGCUAAUGGGAAUACAGUUGUAGCUGGUGGGAUUGGUCCAGAAGAGUUUCAACAGCAGGACCAGCAUAGAAGAAGGACAUUAAAAGAAAAAGCUAUUCCUAAAGAGGAAAGAACUACCACGCCAUAUAUGACAAAGUAUGAACGAGCUAGGAUCUUGGGUACCAGGGCGUUACAAAUAUCCAUGAAUGCUCCUGUGUUUGUCGAUCUGGAAGGUGAAACUGAUCCUAUGAGAAUUGCUAUGAAGGAGCUGGCUGAAAAGAAAAUUCCAUUGGUUGUUAGAAGAUAUCUACCAGAUGGUUCAUUCGAAGAUUGGUCUGUGGAGGAACUGAUUUUGGACAUGUAG
Messenger RNA from Eremothecium cymbalariae DBVPG#7215, 465 nucleotides. RefSeq names its product DNA-directed RNA polymerase core subunit RPO26 (gene RPO26). Lineage: Eukaryota; Fungi; Ascomycota; Saccharomycetes; Saccharomycetales; Saccharomycetaceae. Gene Ontology annotation, molecular function: DNA binding; DNA-directed RNA polymerase activity. The coding region runs from base 1 to 465 and encodes 154 amino acids. Gene Ontology annotation, biological process: DNA-templated transcription. The transcript has 2 exons. The record is from RefSeq and is a predicted model, not a curated record. Gene Ontology annotation, cellular component: RNA polymerase I complex; nucleus; RNA polymerase III complex.